AUGCAACUGUGCGACUGCUAUGCAAGGGUUCUUGAGACUUUUGGGCCUGGACUCCCUGACCAAGCAGUGUUAUUGAGGGUCUUUCGACCUAGACCUUUUCGAGAAUUUCUCAUUAAUACCCAAGAGUUCGACAUUCACCCAACUUUGUACCCUCCUUGGUGGACACACGAUAGAACUGUCGCGUGGUUCCGGGACCUGCCUGAUGAUACUCUGUGGAACUGCUACAUCUGUGCCAUGGUACUGCUGGGGCUCGUGUGGACCGUCGCCCAUCUGCACAACAUCUACAUAGACAUCAUCGAUGUGAUCUACAACGUCUCCUACGCCCUCCACAUCUUCGCUAUUGGUCACAAAAUGACUUCCGAAUUUGAGAGCACGGAUAUCACUUUUUGGAUAGUCAUUGGGUUUUUACUGGACAUUGGCACGUUCGCACAUUACGUCCAGACUAAUGCAAGCUUCAAGCUCGGUGCCUAUUACAUACGGUUGCAUCGGCCUUACAAAUAUCUUGCUUCUCUGAAUGACUAUAACCUUAAAGGCAGUAUAUUGGGGACCACCCUGAAGUACUGCUACAUAUUCAUGGUGAUGAGAAUCACAUGGGCUUAUAUUUGGUUACACGUAGUGACGAUAAAGCCAUCCUACUACAUAACACAAGUGAAUCCAAAUGAAACGACUACUAUAGCACCGGGGAAUAUAACUGCUAGAGGGAAUUUCAUAAAGCUGAAAGAUUACGACAACCCUGCGGGAGAGUUCCUCUCAGCACUCUACAUGAUCAGCAAGAUGUAUAUACCUAUCGGUCCAUCUAGCUACCCGGACAAUGAUAUAGCGCGUAUCUUCUGCAUCAUGAUCAUGAUGUCAGGGUGCCUGGUGGUGACUGGAGCCGCUGUGGCCUCCCUGUCUCUCAUCAUCAGCUUGUACAUGAGGCCCGAGGAGGCGUUCCGGUCAAGAUACAGGCUCAUCAUCAAAGAAAUGACGGAUACGAGAGUUCCACUAGCUCUGCGCAACAAGGUGGAAACGUUCUACAAGAUGUACUGGCACAAACAGCGCGCUGUCUCCAAGACUCAGCUGCUGCCGACCUACCCACCAACCCUGCCGGCCACUAUCAACCUUGACAUCUAUUUCGAAGCAACACAGAAGACACGAAUACUUCGAGAUCUGACAUACCAGAUACUCUCAGAGCUGGCCAAGAAGAUGGAGACCAUCCACUUCAUCCCCGGAGACGCCAUCAUCAAGCGAGGAUCCAAGAAGUGCAGGAUUAUCUACAUCACUUAUGGAGACGUUGAAAUGUUGACGGCUGAGGAUGAUACUACAGCAAUAUUGCGUAUGACGCGCGGUACAGUACUGACUCCGUGCGGAGGAACGGCUGCAGAGGCUCUCACCAGUUCACAUCUAGCAGUGAGGGCCGCCACUUUCUGCACUGCGCACGUGUUGGAAGCUGCCAACAUGUGGAGGAUAGUUUGCAAGCACUCCGUCUCUCAGGACCACGCAGGACCAAUACUGGCUUCUUUUACAGAUCACAUUGAGAAGGUAAAAAGGCAUUACUCUAUGAAGGAACCGGUUGAAGCUAUGCACAAGAGUAGUAUCCUGCAGUUCAAUCGCAAUCUGAUUGCGUUGAAGAGCAUGAAGGAUAGUCAAGGAGUUCCCUUGCUGGCCAGUCCUGACAUCUUCCUGGAGAUUGCUGGCUGCUACAUCAUGAGGAAUCGCCCGGAUACCACAUUGACCGACCAGUCUGAUGAGAUCUGCCUCCGUCCUUCGUUCCCGUGCAUCUUGCAGCCUCACUCUUCACUCCUGGUCGCCUGGAAUGCAUUCGUAGCUUUUCUCAUACUGGUUAUCUGCAUCGUUCAUCCAUACAACCUGAUAUUCAAGAAGGUUGUGAGCCAGGAGUUCAGGUUCUUCGACUUCGCUAUGACCAUCGUGUAUGUGUUGGACCAUAUCGUAUACUUGUCUACAGGCGCCAACGUUGAGGAGGGAGUGCCGAUAACAUUUGCACAGACAUCUUCCAAGCAGAUGCGAAGUCACUGGUUCGUGCUGAACGUGGUGGCCACGCUGCCUAUCUUCGAAUUCGUCGGUGAUGGCCACUUUGCUGGCAUCAAUAAACUCCUCAGCGUGCCGAAGCUGUUCCGUGAACUGAAGAGUUUGGAGGAAAGCUGUGGGUAUCGCAGUAACGUGCUCCGCUUCUUGUCCUACACUUUACUACUGCUCAUUGCUUGCUACUUCAUUGCCGCCAUUCAACAGGGCUUCAUGUGCUUCCAGGCUGGUUACUGUUUAGUCACCAACUUCACACAUUCGCCUUUCUGGGAAGAGUCACCUUUGGACGACGGAACGAUAGCCCACCGAUUAAUAUUCGGACUCUACUGGGCUAUUUCUAUGAUUAGCUUCAUCAAUCACAGGCAGACAUGGGCAGCGACUGAGUGGAAGCAUGUGAUAUAUACCUUAUUCAUCCUUGAGAUCUGCAUCGUCCUGCGAAUUUUCAUGGAGGCAGUCUACUCUGCCACAAUUAUGGUCACCACGGCUCCCAGGGAAGAUUACGGUGCUCGUAUAGAGACGGUGAAGAAUUUCCUGGUAAGAAAUGAAGUGGACCCUGAACUAAGGAAGCGGUUCAUCACUUAUCUGGAGCUGUGCUGGUAUACCGACAAGGCGUACACAAUGACUCAUAAGAAGCGGUCGAACAUAUUCCACGACCUUCCACCACAUGUGUUCCAAGACAUUGUGGGCAAGCACCGGAUCAAUUAUAUACACGUCAUACCGUUCAUGAAGUUGGUAAAUAAGGAGGACCUGAAGGUAGUGAUGGCAUCAGUAAAGAUAUUCUACACCUCGCCCAACGAAAUACUGAUCAACACUGGAGAACUCACCAAUGAGAUCUACAUCAUUAAACGUGGCAUCUGUGAGGUUUUAGAUCCGAUUACGCAGAAAUGUAUCGGCCAGCUCACCGCGAAGACUCAUUUUGGUUCCCUCACCUGUUUGUUGCGUCUCCCCGCGUACUACACAAUCCGUGCCGUAACUCAUGUGCAUGUGAUGUGCAUUCCCAGGAAAGUGUUGGGCAAAGUGCUGAGCACGCCACAAAUAAGCCAAGCCCUCAAGUAUCUUAAAACGACCCCGGAGUUCCAAAGCCUGCAGACGCCUAUACCUUCAUUCGUCACGUAUGUUCCACCUCCACCGACGGCGAACCUGAUGUAUUUCCGUCUACCCAGAAAGCAUCAACUUGACACGGAGUUCUUGGCUCCUUUUGACAGACUCGGGUUCCUCUCGAUCUUGCGAUACAUAUUUCCUCGGUACACCAUCAGGCCGGAUGGCAAUUACCUGGUGCGCUACGAGUGGUUCCGCUUCUUCUGUGCCUUUCUGUCCACGCAGCUGUUCCCUGCCUACACCUACCUGGUGCUGCAGUGGCCCUACCUCUACUAUGUCGCGUGGUUCCUCGACUUAGCUGCUUACUACGAUAUUUUUCAACGCAUGCUUAUUGGUUACUUCAAUGACAUUGGGAUUCUGGUCUACCACCCUGCCAGCACCGCCUCUUACUACAUGAAGGGGGCUUUCAUUGUGGACCUAUUUGGUUGCCUGCCUCUUGAGAACUUGGAGUCACCACGGAGAGAGUUUGUAGGGGACAAGUUUCGCGUGACUCCAACGAAGCAGUUUCUGAUGCUGAACCGCAUCCUUCAGUUGUAUCGCAUGCCAGGAGCCAUGAAGGUACUCAAGGAGUACAUUGGACGCCGAGACAUUCUUAUGAUUUUACAUCUAAUACCAAUAUUCAGCGCGAUGCUGAAUAUUUUGACUUGUUUCAUAGUUUUCUACUCCGUAAAGAUAUAUUACAAAGAAUUCGACCGGGGAAAGUCAUAUGAGUGGCUGCUACAGCCUUUUGAGGACCGUGGAGGUUCUUGGUUACAUCUGUUCAAGGACAAAUUUCGCUUCAACCUGACGGAGACGCCAUGGAACUUGCACCUAGCGACCUACUUCUGGGUGGUGUACGAAUGUAGCACCACUGGUUACGGCACCUUCAACCCCAGCAACCAUGCCAUAAUGCGGGUGCUGUUCAUUGGACUGGCCUGCAGCGCAAUGAUAAUAACGUACUACUCGGUCCGCAUUAUCAGCGUCCGCGCGAACGUCAACAAGUCGCUGGCCGGCUUCCAGCAGCAUAUGAAGGAUAUCAACACUUACAUGAUUCGCGAGAAACUCGAUCCGGAGCUACACAAAGAAGUGAGACGUUACUACGAGUACAACUGGGAGAAGAUGGGCGGCAUUGACUACCGAGGAGUUCUGAAGCUGUGUGACCAGAUCACGUUGCGGACUGACGCUAUCUUGCAUAUCUAUGGACCUACUUUUGCUAAGUGUCCAAUAUUGGUGGAUGCAGAUGUAUCGCUACUCCGUAUCCUGGGCCGAGCCGUCCGCAGCGUAUACUUCCUCCGGGACAUGAAGAUCUUGGAGCUGAACGACAUGGCCACUGAACUGUACUUCGUGGACUACGGAGGAGUGGAGAUCAGGGUUCCCAUGGAUGACACUAAUGCUAUUUUGCGGUUACCAAGGGGCAGUGUAUUUGGUAACUUGGAGAACGUGCCCUGCCUGAGAAGUCCGUACAACGUGGUGGCGACCAGUCGACUGCACCUGCUGAUGAUCAAGUCAGCUGCUUUCGCUAACAUUACUAAAGACUUCCCCGUCGUAAGGGAACUCAUGGAAAAGUCCAUGGUGGUUGAGAAAAACAAUAGAAUUGAAAAGAAGAUGUACAUCCUAGGCGGCGAGGCUACGAUCAAGAUGAAGCGCCACUUGCACUCCGGCCCACCGCCGCGGACCAAGACUAGCGUCAUGAAGUACAUCUACUUCCAAGAGGGCGCUGUAUUGUUCUUCUUAGUAUUCAUCUGCAUGGGCUGCAUCUAUUUGGACUUGUAUAAUGCUGGGUUUGAGGAUAAUAGUACCUGGCUCCUGAUUACUCUCUAUUCCUUGGAUGUUUGUUUCUAUUUGAAGAUAUUUACUCAACAUGCAUUCCCUUUCCUCGUGCCCAGCAAGAGUCUGAAGAAAAUAAUGCUUCCAAUACGGAGACAGUAUUUUAGAAGAGAGUUCAAAUACGACUUGAUAUCAGUACUGCCUAUUGAGCUGUUUACUUUCGCUGGAGGGCGGUUCGCCAUACUGCGCCUCAAUCGAAUGUUAAGAAUUGUAACAGUGUACAAAUGCCUGUGCCAUCGCAAAGAGAGCAUCACGGUGAACCUGACGCUGACCACGGUGAUGGCAGUCUCCAUUUGGUUCACACUGAUCGUCCACACCUCCACUUGUAUCUGGUACUUCAUGGCGGUUGUGGAAGACCAGAUUGAGCCAGGGACUUCCUGGAUGCAUUUAGAUGACGGCACAACCCACUGCGACAACCACUACAUCUGUUCUCUGUACUUCGUGCUUACGACAUUCACACAAAAUGGAGUCGGUGACAUCAUGCCCAAGAAACAUUCGGAGGUGGUGUUCGUGGCAAUACUUCAGAUCCUGUCGACGAUGGUGUUCAUGAUAUACGUCGGGGAGUUGUCAAACAUUAUCCAGUACCAGUCCUAUCGCUCGUUCAGCUUCUACAGCAAAUACUUAGAACUACAGAAAUUUCUGAAAAACAACAGAGUGUCUCAGAAUCUUGUGACGAUAGUGAACAAGUACACCCUGCACUUGUGGCGAGAGAAAAGAGGUCUACAGAUACCUCACUUCUUGAAAGAAGCACCUCUUUCCCUCCGGCUGAGGAUCAUGUCAGCCGCUUACCUGCAUCACAUCACACGUCAUCAUAUCUUUGAAGAAUGUGAGCCCGCUUUCCUCAGACAAAUGGUCGGAUGUUUGAAGCUGUAUACGUAUAACGAAGGGAUGUACGUCGUGAAAGAAAGCGAAAUCACGGAUGCAAUGUACGUGAUACACACUGGUAAAGUGAGGGAGACUAGCGAGGAGGAUACAGAUGUCGGUGCCAGGGUCUACCCUGCAGGCUCCUACUUCGGAGUUUUGCAGGGAUUAUUGCGAAAUACUCCGUACACUCACUCGUAUCAAACGGUGACGAAGUCUCAAGUACUCACUCUGAAACUUGAUGACUGGGAGUACCUACUGAAUCAUUUUCCAGAAAGUAAAAAGUCUAUACAUAAACACAUGAGUCAAUUAGGAGACGACAACACGGAUCACAGUAACUGGCCUGGAGGUCCGAUAACGGAAGCAGCUCCUGACUAUGUAAUUAGUGAAAUGCAACAAGAUACCUCAGACAUGCCGCAGUAUCCUGAUGGUCGAAGACAUUUCGGUAGAGAUUCUGCCACAGAUGUAAGAGAAGAAGCACCUCCUAAAGAUUUAACACCGAGAAAGAGGAAGGAAUCAAGAUAUUUUGCUUUUCCAUCUGACAAUAAGAAACCUGACACAAUAUCUGUGGUUGAAGAUGGCGAAGAAGAAAAUCGAACUCUAGUAUCUGGACCGUCUGGAAUUCAAAUUCAAGAUACAAGACCAAAUCUUAAAUCAAUACUGGGAAAAAUAGCUGGCACUGCAAAAAAAUUAAUGGGUAGAGUUUCAGAUCCCGAAUUGACAGCCGCUGGUGAUGAACUUUUAUUAGAAGAAGAUGCUGAAGCGACUGAAGCCUUACUUAAACAUUUUGAUAAGGCUAAAAAACAGGAAAAAAGCACUUUUAAAAGACAAAGAACUCGUCGACCGAGUCUGUUCUUCCAUGCGCCAGAAGAAACGACAGAAAAACAUUUAGUAACUUUAGACAUGGAAUCAGAUGUCAAAUUAGAUCAACAUAAAUCUGACAAUUUGCCGGUAAAACCGCUUACUAUCCGAAAAAGCUCUGAUGUUCUUAGACUUAGUCACGGAAAGUCGAAGGUCGAUGAAACUGCCUCAAAAAUUGAACUCACAAUAGACAUUGAAGGUGCUUUAGAUGAAAACAAGGCAAGAGAAAACAAAAUAUUAUCUCCAUCUCAAGGCCCAGCUCCGUCGCAAGGCAUAAAAGAAACCUCACGUAUACAAGCUACUCAAAACACACCCUAUACUAGUCAAGCAACCACAAGUAAGCAAGCUACUCGAGACAUAAUAACCCCUACUGGUCAAAUUCCGAAAGAUUCUCCGUCUGCACGUAAACUCAGUGUACCUACUACACUUUCUUAUCCUGAACAAAAAACUGACCAAAAGUCAACAUUACCAGACCUAGAAAAAGUUAUUGAUAGUUUGGUUAUUCAAGAUAAAACAAAGUCAAUUGAACCCACAACGGACACUUUACCUCCUACGCUUCCAAAGGCGCCUCUUAGAGAAGCCAGAGAGGAACAAAUACCUGGAACAUCAAAGCCGAAGGAUAUUAUUUUAAAAUCUGAGACAAGUUCUACACCUCCAUUUGUAGCACCGAAAGUACCUUCUAAAUCUGAUGAGUCUCGCUUGGAACGUAGUAUAAAGUUGUCUACUCCACCUGCUCAAGAUGUUACUAAUAUACACAAACGAGAAGAAAACGCAAAUAUUGUAUCAGUCAUUGAAAGUACUGAACUCAUCAGCGAGGCUUUGGUUGAUCAAGAUGAUACAAAAAAACAACCACCUAGUGAAGCCAUAUCUACUAAACUUUAUACACCUCAAAAACUUCGUACAGAGUCUAAUAAAGAUAUUCAAUCUCGUACAGAUACAAAAGAAAUAAAAUUAAGGUAUUCUGCAGUUUCAUCGGCUUCAUCUAUAAUACUGAGACCUGUAGCUUCCACAGAAACAGAACCGAAAGAAGCCAAUCAAGUUUCUCGGAGCUUUCAGCCCGCUAGGAGCACUAGUACUAUGCAUACUUUAGCAACAACUGCAACUGAAACUAGUGCAUCCAGGCCAUACACACCUAUCGAACUUUCACCCAAUAUUAACCGAGACGUUCAACACUCAGGUCAAGAAUCUCAGCCAAACAAGGACAUUACAAAUAUUCCUGCUACUGCAAGUAAACCUGCGAAAACUGACACAUUACGUGAAUACAAAGCUGACGAAGAUGUAGCCUCUCAAUCAUCGUCAUUAUCUGAGGAGAAAGCUCUUGAAACAGUGGACUUAACCAAGCCUUCAACUGUAACAGUAUAUGAGCCAGCACCUACACCUGCGUCUUCCACGGCUUUAGGAAGCACAACGAAUGAAUCAUCUGUAGCAACAGCGGAACGAAAGGCAUUUAAGAAAAAACAAUUCAUUUACGACCCCAACCCAAACUACGAUGAGGACGACGGCGCCGGUGAAAUAAUACAAGACCCAACAACAACAGCGCCUCCUCAGCCAACUCCAACGCUAACUCAGGAAGAAGCCACUAACACAAAGAGUAGUAGACGCUCUAUUCGCGUGCGUUAUGAUGAGCACAAAGAUGAUGAUAUGGAGUAUGGGAGUGAUACUGACGAAUCUGAAGAUGAGAAACCUUCGAAGGAAGAUGAGACCAGGCCGGUAGAUAGUAAGCAGCCUAAACGAGAUGAUAAGGGGGCUACAUCUACACCAAAAUCUGGAAAACCUGACAAGAAGUCCAAAAAAUAACCUUAAUCCAAUGAAUGUCUUUGGGAUUACUAUUAAUUUUAUAGUCACCAGUGAUGUUCACAGGCCAAGUAAAACGUUCUUACUUGAGUUUUUCGAAUCUCUGUAUGCUAAUAAGUGUCUGAGUAAGUAGCCAUAGGUAAAUAAAUGGGUCUCUAAGACUAUCGAGAAUUAGGUUUUAUCUUACCAAGUCUUUUGGUUUUAGUUUUAAUAUUUCUACGUCCUUUGAUUUCUAAGUAAAAUGAUUAUGGAAGUAUAAUGUUAGCUUUAGUUUAAUUUUAAAAGAUUAAUGUUAUUGUCUUGCUUUUAAGUU
Spodoptera frugiperda (fall armyworm) is the source of this 8755-nucleotide messenger RNA. RefSeq lists its product as uncharacterized. The record is from RefSeq and is a predicted model, not a curated record. Gene Ontology annotation, cellular component: membrane. NCBI's taxonomy places the organism in Eukaryota, Metazoa, Arthropoda, Insecta, Lepidoptera, Noctuidae. The transcript is spliced from 43 exons. Gene Ontology annotation, biological process: transmembrane transport; monoatomic ion transport. Gene Ontology annotation, molecular function: protein-containing complex binding; monoatomic ion channel activity. Bases 1 to 8445 code for a protein of 2814 amino acids.